Messenger RNA from Lodderomyces beijingensis, 627 nucleotides. The record is from the annotation of a GenBank genome assembly. NCBI's taxonomy places the organism in Eukaryota, Fungi, Ascomycota, Pichiomycetes, Serinales, Debaryomycetaceae.
AUGUCGGAAGAAGAGGAAAAACCGCACGAGCAGGAACUGCAGGAGCAGCUGCAACAGGAGCAACAGGGGCAACUGCAACUGCAGGAGAGAAGGAGAGGAUCCGUUCAACGUCCCGUGGAAUCAGAGGAGGAACGUUUGGAAAGGUUGGCCAGGCAAGAAGAGAUAGACUCGAGGUCGGUAUAUGUGGGCAACGUCGAUUACCAGUCAACCCCCGACCAAGUGGAAAAGUUCUUGAAAGUGGUUGGGGAGGUUCAACGAGUCACGAUUUUGUUUGACAAGUACACCGGGUUGUCUAAAGGAUACGCCUAUGUUGAGUUUGUCAAUCUUGCAAGCGUUGAGCGUGCAGUCAACGAGAUCCACGGCAAGGAGUUCAGAGGGCGAGAGAUUCGUGUUACUCCCAAGCGAACUAACUUGCCUGGUUUUAGAAAGAGGGGUGGUGCUAGAGGAAACGGCGGGUUCAGAGGCAAGAGCAGAGGCGGUGGCAGUGGUGGAUUUAGAAGGCCUAGACGUGGUGGUGGUUACGGCGGUGAUGGUGGUAAUGGCGGUAACGGCGGUAACGGUGGCAGAGGCUCAACAAAAGUAGUAGCGACUGCUGAAGCUGCUGGCGGUGAAAAUUCCAAAGAGUAA